Molecule: messenger RNA, 2686 nt
Organism: Dendronephthya gigantea
Lineage: Eukaryota; Metazoa; Cnidaria; Anthozoa; Malacalcyonacea; Nephtheidae
Product: Hermansky-Pudlak syndrome 1 protein-like
Exons: 9
Coding region: 99-2360 (753 amino acids)
Biological process (GO): vesicle-mediated transport
Cellular component (GO): BLOC-3 complex
Molecular function (GO): guanyl-nucleotide exchange factor activity
Source: RefSeq, a predicted model, not a curated record
UGUCCUCAGCCUUUAAAUUACUCGUGAUUUUCUUGUCAUUAUUCAACUUUAAUAAUGACUAUUUUUCUGUAUUUUUUUAAGACGUAGCCAUUCUUAUCAUGAAGAGCGUUGUUGUUACAAGCUCUUUACCAGAUAUUGUAUAUUUCUGGGCGGAUGAAGAAUUCAAGUCGCACUUGAAUAGUGUGUUCUUGAAAGACGGUGUCAUCAGCCAAGAUGAUGAUCCAACUAACGUUGACUUGAAUGCUGUCUUGCAGUAUUUUUCACCUCUGAUCUUGUCACAGAGGUGUAUGAAAAGAGAGAAUUGUGGUUACAAAUCAAUCACCCUUGGAAAUGGCAUUAUCAUUGUCAUUGAUCAGAGAGAUGACUAUGUGUAUCUUACUCUAAAUGGUGAUGGACAAGAGUCUGAGGAGUUUUUGAGGCGGAAACUCAGAGUUUUUCAGUGCCUCAUAAGUUUUCAUUUUGGACCAAAUACAGAACUUUUGAAACCUGAAAGUAGAGAGGUGCGAAAAGAUCUGUGGGAAUCUCUGAGCCAUAUUUUAAAGACAUAUUGUUUUCUUUGCUCUCAACAGCAAGGUUUUCUCGUUGAAGCGAAUGAAAUGAUUCAAGUAAAUCAGCGUGUGAAUGAAAUGAGUAUUCAUUUACUUGAAUCUGUCCUAAGCAAAGCAAACAAAGAAGGGGAUCCACAAGCUAAACAUGCCAUGCUUUUUGUUAAUUCAAAAGUUCUUGCCCUCUACUCACACAAUAAUGCAAGUAAACUUCAAGCUCCUGAUAUCAUGUUGCUAACAACACUUGUUUGCUCCAAGUUUUCUCUUCCUCCUCAAUCAAUCCCCCUCUCUGCAAACAGAAGUCCUCCCCCCCUGGCACAUGAUAUUAUCAAGUUUGACAAUGUUCAAAUCAAAGCAAAAGACUGUCCUUUUGAGAACACAGAUCAAGACUCCAGCUCACCAUUUGGGGAAGUAAGAUCAACCAGUUUUGAGAUUGUAUCUCCUAAAAACACAACUCCCUCGAUAGAGGAUACUACAGAUACUACAGAUACUACAGAGCAAGGCUCUUCAAGAACAGAAAACAAUGAAACUUUUGAAGAUAUAAAUAAAGGAAAGUGCUCCACUGAUUCCGUAAGUUCCGAAAGGUACUACACCCCAGAGGAAGAUGAAAAAUUUUUCUCAGAAACUACGGAAAGUUUUGUAACGAGCAAAACAAGAUUAUGGGAUGAAACAAGUAACAGCAGUAACAGUUUUGUUGAUCAGGAUAAUGAACUGUUUCGUAGACGAAUAUUCUUGAAACCAAGACCUGGGAUCUUUGUUCCACAUACAGUACAUGGGCUACAAAUAUCUCCUGGAACAGUCCUGGUCAUCAUCAGUGAGGUGAGGAAAUGUGAAAUUGCGAAAGAGAUUUGUAGCUUGAUUUCGAUUUUAUCUGGUUUGCUUGAAGUCAGAGUGAAAGAUAUGGCAAAUAUGAUGGAGAAGAUGGAACAACAUAUGAAGAAAAUUACUGAAGUCUUCAAGAACAAAUCCGCACAAGCCAAGGAGAAAAGCGUAGACGUGCGCGUGAACGCGCUCCGACAGAAAUGGGAGAAAGUAAAGUCAAACGACUUGCUCAGUUAUCUGCAAGGAAAAGAACGACAAUUGUCAGGGAGACUUGAAGGAGCUCUUGUAGACAUGUCCAGAGGUUUGCUGAUGUUAUUUGGGACUGCUUUUUGUGCUGGCGAUCUAAUGAAAGGUCCGUCCAUCAGCAUUCACCAUGCAAAAACGUUGUACAGAAUACAAGAAAUGGUCCAGAUGGAGUUGAAGGAUUAUAAGGGGUUUUUAUCAGUCAAAGGAGAACGUAAUAUCACCAUGACAAGAUAUUUAGAAGAGUUUCCAGGUCUUAUUCAUUUUAUCUACGUUGAUCGCACAGCCAAUCGUGUGAUCGCGCCGUCGAUAAACACAGACGUUUCUCAAGUAUUCAACCAUCGUGAUGCUGCACAUUUUAUUAAACAGAGUGUUUGGGAUGGAUGGAAUUACAUACAGACAUUUCUUGUACAAGGUUACAUGAAUGUUUCUGUCCGUUAUGGAGAUUUUCUCUUCACGUACAUUUUAUGGUUUGAAGACUCUUCGGGAAAUCAGAGAAACGUCAAAGAUACCAAUGCAUUUGUGGCUGAAUUCCCAGAAGCUCCUGGAAUCAUUGGCUCCUACUUUUACAGUGAGUUAAAGCGACGCUGUUUUCCGUCCACCCCCCAAGACAAGAUUUGUUGUCACGAAUUGUUCUGUAUGCACUUGGGCGUGUUACCGCUGAGUCAAGCAACAGGGCAUUCUCGCAGGCUCGCUGCCAUGAUGUGGGAGGUCUCGGGUGGAGCGAUGGUGGUCCCAUUACUUGCGUAAACAUUUUUCAAAUUACGUGCGAUUUAUAAAGCGAUUACGCAUAAAAACGCGAAAAAAACGGUCAAAUAAAUUGGCAGGCACUCUAUUUUUAAGGCCAAUUUUUUAUGGCAAUAAUUUGAUGUGGAACUUUGCCAGUGGGUUGUCGUUUUGGCUUGUUUAGGAUUCGUCUAAGACGUUUACACAAUAAUGAUAUACAACGGUCAAUAUCAUAAUAUGAAAGAAAUCUGUGCUGACGUAACAAAUAUAGUAACUAGUCGAGUAUAAAUUUCGAUAGAAUAAUGAAUCUGUAUUAUGAUCGUUUGUAAAAUGAAGUGAUUACGAAAACC